AUGCAUAUCACGGACGCUGUCAUUUUCAAUAAAAAUGAAACUGGUUGCAUUAGUGAAUCCUCGAACAACACCAAUAAAACCGAGUCAGGGCAAGAAAAACAAGACUCAACUCAAAAUGAUAAUAACUGCAACAUCACCAACGAGUUUAAACCCACACAAAGCGCUAAUCUGAUUACUUUGGAUAUUUCCGCUAACAUUUCUUCAAAUAACACACCCACCAAAGCUGCUCAGGACUGCGGAGAUAAUGGUGACAUUUUAUCUGAAGAAUGCCACAACAAAUUAAAAGCUACGAAUGAAAUACCUAAUCCUGAUACCGUACUAAAGUACGUGUACAAGAAAAAUGAUAAAAUUGUAAAUGAAAAACCCAAAGGCCAUCCUUUGAAUAGUGUUCGAAGGAAAAGAUCUACCGAUAUCAAAAACAAUGCUGAAAACAUAACAGCCGACGCGAGUCUGAAGGCGCCAAUCAUUGUUGAUUACGAAACUGCCCACGCUCCAAGAGGAAGAGAAGUUGAGCAACUUCUGCCAGUACACCAUCGGGUUACGGAUAACACAAUCAAAAACUCUGCAUUAGCGGAUUUUAAUAUCGAGACUUUGCAUGGUAACAAUCAAACUCCCAAAAACGAUAAUCUCAAUAAAGAUAGCUCGUCAUCACAAUCAGAAGAAGAUAAAGAAAGCUCAGAAAACAAAAACUACAGUCGGUCAGACAGCCGCGAAAGCUCCGAAAGUGAUUAUCUUAGAGAUAGUGGAAAUUCUGAAAAACAAACCAAAAAGAGUAGUGAAAGUGAUGAAAGUGGAGAAAAAGAAGAAUAUAGAAAAAGCGCCGAAGACAGCAGAGAGGUCACUGAUGACGACAGGCCGGCGCCUCAAAAGGAAAAGAGCGCAUUUACAAAAUACCAGCCUCAUCCACAAAGCUUCGAAAAUUAUGAAAGUAAGGAAUACCCGACACGAAAUAAAGCAGAGUUCUCAACGCCACAAAAUGAAAAAUACGAAAACAAUGAAAAAUACAAUUCUAAAAGCACAGAAAACAGUGGCAGUAGCGAAAGUAGUGAAAGCUCUGCCCAAGAUACAGAUCCCAAGAAGUCCUCUUACAAAGAACGGGAAGAUGACAGUAGAGAAAGCAGUGAGAAAGAGAAAUAUCGACACAAUGAUUCUAGUCGAGAGCAACAUUCUAAUGAAAAACCUGAUUCUAAAGAUGCAUACAAAUAUCCAGACGAUUCGAGCCAGUCAAGAGAAAACAGCAAUGAAAGUAAUAAUGAUGGUGACUCUCCUACUAAUGACCGACUCUCGAAUAAAGACUACAUACAAGGACGUGAAAUUAAUUUAAGCACACCGCGUACUAUUCAAGACGUGGACUUAGACGAUUUUAGUUAUGAAAGAGUUAAGGUCGACGAUAAAGGUAAAAUUUUACCAACCACAGAUCACGAUGAUCCUGACUCUCCAGCACCUAAGCCGUUAGUUACUCCUGAUACGGAUCAAAAUCUAUUAACUGGAUCUUUGUCACUAAGCAACGAAGAACAGAUCAGUGGUGGACUUUUUGAUAAUGCCAAACCUGUUCAUAUAAACGACGGAGAAGUGAAACCUGUUGUAGAAAUUAACAGUGAAAACAAUGAAGGCGAAUCCUUUGACGAGAACAGCAAAGAAGCAUUGAAGACCAAUCCAGAUAAAGAUGCGAGCUUAGAAACUAUUCUUGGUACAAGUAUCAAUGAUGCCGAAGAGCAAAAUGAAAAAAUUGUACAGAAUAAAGAGCCGGAAGAAAAGGCAGACGUCAAGCAACAAUUUGAAAGAAUACCCUUAAAUUAUAAACAUGAAAAUAAGCAAGAAGAAAGCGAUAAGAGUUCUGAGAAUGAUUCCAAAAACAAUCCCCAAGAGGAAAAUGCAAACGAAGAAAAUCAAGGCACGUUAGAUAUAUUUUCUCCUAAAGAUGUAAGUUAUGAUGAACAUCUUAAAUUCAAAUUUGACGAUAUUGCCAUAAAACUACCAGAAAUAAAAUUACCGGAGGACAUUUUGGCGUAUACUUAUGAAGAACCGUCGUAUGAGAAAAAGAAAGACAAAUAUGAAAAAAGAAAACACAAAAAACCAAAGUUUUACCACUACAGUGACGAAGUGUCAGAAGAGACUCCACGCGAUGAGAAAAAGAGUCGACACAGCGACGAUGACAAUGAACGCGAUUAUUACGGCCAUUCAUAUGAUAAACAGAAUCUCAAAAAGAAAGACGAUGAUGAAGAUGAUGAGGAUUUAUACGAAAAAUUUGUUAGAGAAAGGUUCGGCAAACGAGGUUCGUUUGAGAAGCGGUCGGAAAAGCUGGAGGCUGCUAGAGAUCUGCCCUACAACCCGGAACUGUAUCAGAGAGUCCAGAACAUUCUGAAGAAGUCGGCGCAAAUUGACAAGCAGGCACAAAAGAGCGGCGAUCCCAACGCCGGAUACGCGUGGACACUGGAGUAUGGUGAGAAUUUGAAGUAA
Ostrinia furnacalis (Asian corn borer) is the source of this 2460-nucleotide messenger RNA. RefSeq names its product GATA zinc finger domain-containing protein 14. The transcript is spliced from 2 exons. Bases 1 to 2460 code for a protein of 819 amino acids. The record is from RefSeq and is a predicted model, not a curated record. Lineage: Eukaryota; Metazoa; Arthropoda; Insecta; Lepidoptera; Crambidae.